AUACAUAGUAGAGUUACACAUAGCUUAAAAGUUAAAACAUCCCGUCCACGACGAUGCCCACGUGUCUGCUACUCACCGUCUGGUUGCUCUUGUGUAUCUCCUGUUCGGUUCACCAAGUUCGAGCUCAAAACCGAACUGGAGCCACUACUACUCAUCCGGACGAAGCACGAGCCUUGAACUCCAUCUUCGCGGCUUGGAGGAUCCGUGCUCCGAGCGCAUGGAACAUCAGCGGUGAACUUUGCUCCGGCGCGGCCAUCGAUGAGGGAAUAGUCAUCGACGACAAUGACUACAACCCUUUAAUCAAAUGCGACUGCAAUUUCGUCAACACCACAAUCUGCCGCAUCACAGCACUCAAGGUUUUUGAGAGGAAUGUUGUAGGACCUAUACCUCCAGAGCUCUGGACUUUGACAUACCUCACCAAUCUGAAUCUGGGUUAUAAUUAUCUUACAGGCUCCCUUUCUCCUGCAAUUGGAAAUUUGACUCGAAUGGAAUGGCUGACUUUUGGGGUCAAUGCCUUGUCUGGCCCCUUGCCCAAGGAAAUUGGUUUGCUUUCAGAAUUGAGAUCGCUUGCUAUUGGUGUAAAUAACUUUUCCGGUUCUAUACCAGCUGAGAUUGGGAAUUGUGCGAAACUACUGAAAAUAUAUCUUGGAACUUCUGGACUGGGUGGUGGGGGAAUACCUUCAUCAUUUGCUAAUCUUGUAGAGCUGGAAGAGGCCUGGCUAAACGAUCUGGACAUCACUGGUCAGAUACCAGAAUUUAUAGGAAAAUGGAGUAAACUUACUAUCUUGAAAAUUCACGGAACUGGUUUGAGUGGUCCGAUACCGUCGUCAUUUUCCAACUUAACUUCUUUGAUAGAAUUGCAUCUUGGUGAUAUAUCCAAUGGAAGCUCUUCUCUUGAAUUCAUCAAAGGCACGAAAUCUCUAAAUAUUUUAGUAUUUAGGAACAGCAAUCUCACUGGGACAAUACCCUCUAAUAUCGGGGCCUUCUCAAGUCUGAAACAAGUUGAUUUGAGCUUCAACAAACUACAUGGACCAAUUCCGGCUUCACUUUUCAACUUAAGUGGACUUACUCACUUGUUUCUUGGAAACAACACGUUCAAUGGUUCUUUGCCCACUCAAAAGAGCCAGACGUUGAGCCAUAUAGAUGUUUCGAACAAUGAUUUGUCUGGUAGUCUUCCUUCAUGGGUCAGCUUACCAAACCUGAAUCUCAACCUUGUUGUUAACAACUUCACCUUGGAAGGUCUAGACAAGAGGGUUUUACCAGGACUGAAGUGCCUGCAGAAGAACUUCCCUUGCAAUCGAGGCAAAGGAAUCUAUUCUGACUUUUCGAUCAACUGCGGAGGAUCACAAAUACGGUCUGUUAGCGGAGCAGUAUUUGAGAGCGAUGAGGAGGAUCUUGGAUUGGCUUCAUUUUUCGUGAGUGAUGUUCAGAGAUGGGCAGCCACUAGUGUAGGAGCUUAUGCCGGAAAGAUCAAUAAUGUAUGGGUUGUCAACACUUUGGACUCCGACUCAAAGCUUUUUCAGACAGCAAGACAUUCUUCAUCUUCCGUAAGGUAUUAUGGGUUGGGGCUAGAAAAUGGAGGCUAUACCGUAACACUUCAGUUUGCUGAAAUACUGAUUCUUGGUUCUAACACAUGGAAAGGUCUAGGAAGACGACCUUUCGACAUUUAUGUCCAGGGAAGACUUGUUGAAAAGGAUUUUGAUAUACGUAGAACAGUUGGUGACUCUACUGUCCGAGUAGUUCGGAGAGAAUAUAAAGCAAUUAAUGUAUCAGAAAAUUACCUUGAAAUUCAUCUUUUCUGGGCUGGCAAAGGAUCAUUUGGUAUUCCUGUUUUGGGUACUUAUGGGCCACUGAUAUCGGCCGUCAGUGCAAAACCAGAUUUUACACCAACUGUAGCUAACAGGCUACCACAAAGGGAAAAGUUUGGCACUGGUACUUUUGUGGCUGCUAUUGUUGGCAUAGGACUUUUGAUCAUCUUUUUUGCGGGCGUGGUUCUCUUCAUCAUCCAAAAAAGCAGAAAGCGCUACACAGAUGAUGAAGAGCUGCUUAGUAUGGACGUAAAACCUUACACUUUUACUUACUCUGAACUUAAAAGUGCCACUCAAGAUUUCGAUCCCUCAAACAAGCUUGGAGAGGGAGGGUUUGGGUCUGUUUAUAAGGGGAACCUGAGUGAUGGAAGAGAGAUCGCUGUGAAAGUGUUGUCGGUUGGAUCCCGACACGGGAAGGGACAAUUUGUAGCAGAAAUCGUAACAAUUUCUACAGUUUUGCAUCGCAACCUAGUAAAGCUUUACGGGUGCUGCUAUGAAGGAGAUCAUCGUUUGCUUGUAUAUGAGUACCUCCCUAAUGGAAGUCUCGAUCAUGCACUAUUUGGCCAUGGAGGUAAAAAGAUUUUACAUCUUGAUUGGCCAACCCGUUUUGAGAUAUGCCUGGGAGUAGCCAGAGGUCUAGCCUACCUCCACGAGGAGGCAAGUGUUUGCAUAGUACACAGGGAUGUGAAGGCCAGCAACAUUUUGCUUGACUCUAAGCUUCUCCCAAAAGUUUCUGAUUUUGGGCUUGCAAAGCUAUACGAUGACAAGAAAACCCACAUGAGUACCAGAGUGGCAGGGACCAUUGGAUAUGUUGCGCCAGAGUAUGCCAUGCGUGGACAUCUAACAGAGAAAACGGAUGUGUAUGCCUUUGGUGUUGUGGCUCUUGAGCUAGUGAGUGGAAGGCCAAACUCUGAUGUGAGCCUCGGUGAAGAAAAAAAAUAUCUUCUUGAAUGGGCAUGGAAUUUACACGAGAAAAGCCGUGAAAUGGAACUAGUAGAUCCUGAUCUGAUUGAAUUCAACAUGGAAGAAGUGAAACGCAUGAUAGGAAUUGCUCUGUUGUGCAUUCAGACAUCUUAUGGCUUGAGACCACCCAUGUCAAGAGUGGUGGCCAUGCUUUCAGGAGACGUUGAGGUCAGUGAUGUAACCUCUAAGCCAGGCUACCUAACCGACUGGAGAUUUGAUGACACCUCUAGCUCCUCUUUCAGCGCCUUUCAAACUAAAGAAACAGACACUUCUUCGUCCUACUCCACAGGGUUUGUGACCCCUAGAAACGGUGACCUUAAGCAAAUGCUUGGAGUCAAGAUCAAUGAGGGGAGAUGACAAUGUUUCUCCUCUAUCUAUACAUACCUUGUUGAAAAUUGAUUCAAAGGUAUCAUUCAGCAAAAGUGUUUUUGUGUUUUGUUUUCUGUUCAACAGUUUUUCUCUGUUCCUCUGUUUUACAGCAGACCUUUGUGUUAUUGUGUAUGUGACUAGAUGAGGAUACCAUUUUCUUAAACAUAUUUCCAAUAAUGUUUUGAGCACUUCAUAAUGAGGUUUUCC
Messenger RNA from Camelina sativa (false flax), 3347 nucleotides. Its product is annotated as putative LRR receptor-like serine/threonine-protein kinase At1g56140. Gene Ontology annotation, cellular component: plasma membrane. Gene Ontology annotation, biological process: protein phosphorylation. NCBI's taxonomy places the organism in Eukaryota, Viridiplantae, Streptophyta, Magnoliopsida, Brassicales, Brassicaceae. The record is from RefSeq and is a predicted model, not a curated record. Gene Ontology annotation, molecular function: protein kinase activity; protein binding; ATP binding.